Molecule: messenger RNA, 1437 nt
Organism: Symbiodinium sp. CCMP2592
Lineage: Eukaryota; Dinophyceae; Suessiales; Symbiodiniaceae
Source: the annotation of a GenBank genome assembly
AUGGUGGACGUAAAGGUGAAAAUCAAAGAUGGAUGCCGGGGUGGACGUGAGCAGUUUCAAUGGAGGUCCAUCAAGGAACAGGAGUACAAGGACCGCGAAUCGUAUCUCGGCCAGUCGAUGAAGGUUGGUCAAAUGGGCAAAUUCGGCAAGUACUACAUGCACGACUGGUAUGCAAGAAAGCGAGACACUACCGCAAGCAUCGCUGAAGAGCGCGGAGCUGUGCAGGCCUAUGAAGAGGAGCUGAUGCAAGAGGCGUUGGGCUUAAAACCCAAGAAGCUUCUCCUGGCAAAAAAGCAGAUGAGCGAGGAGGAGCUGAAGGAGUUCCUGAAGUCUAAGAAGGAAGACACAGGUCGGGAGGCCAUGGGCCCGCAAAAGAAGGUCAUGCGAAAUGAGCUGGGCGAAGAGGUUGUGACAAGUAACGAAGACAUGCUGGCAGAAGCCGUUCGCGACGGAACCUUGAAAGGCUUGGGGUUCGCAUCGCACCGUGAUGCCAAGCUGGAAAGAAUAAAAGUACAAGCUCUUGGAACUGAAAGUGAGCUCAAGGGUUUGAAGGAGCUUCCCAAGGAACCGCUCAAAGGUGAGAUCAUGAAGUUGGAAGUGAAGGCGGAGGUGAAGCAAGAAGUAGAUGCCGAUUCAGGUGUAUUGCAAGAUCCAUGUGGACCAGGUUUGUCGGAGCGAAGCAAUCCCCAAGAGGCCCAUUCUGGACACGUAGCCAGAGCACUGCUCAGACGGCUUUCACGUCACAUUCGUAAGCGUGCCGAGCACGCCGAGCGCAGUGAUGCCAAGGCCGAUGUGAGAUAUCUUGAGAUCAAAACUUGUGACCAGAAAAGCUGGAAAACGGACAUGAUCAACUUCUUGAUUCUCGCGGUGGCUCUGGAGAAGGACGGGUUGGACCUGGAUCUGAGCAGAUCCGCCAGCGACUAUGCGUGGGAGGCGGACCAGGUGGAACUGUAUUCCUGGCCUACGAGGGAAGAGUACAUGGCACCAGAGGACAAGGCCCUUGAGCCGAUAGGGACGGAAGCUCCGCAAGCCUCUGCCGUCUUGGAAGGUGCCCAAAGUGCUCCAUCUUCGCUAUUGCAGGUGUGCAGCUCCAUAAGACCGGAAAAACCGGAAACUCACACCAAAAAAACGUCAGAGAAGCCAGCACAGGUCAAGUCCAAGCCGACAAAGAAAGCUUCAGGUGCGGUCAAGCCGAAGCCAAAAGCUCGCUCAAGCGGCUUCAAAACUGCAGGUGCUGGGGACAAGAAGGAGCCUCUUCCAAGCCCGCAAGAGGAGAUCGAGUUUGUGCAGCAGAAUCCCAAGAAGGCAGGCGGGAAGGGCUUCGAUCGCUACGAGCUGUACAAGAAGGCCAAAACCAUCGCUGAGGCCAUGGCGCUCGGGGCCGCUAAAGGGGAUAUCCUCUUUGACUGGGAGCGCAAGUGGUUCAGACGAAAGUAA